Molecule: messenger RNA, 2073 nt
Organism: Rhododendron vialii
Lineage: Eukaryota; Viridiplantae; Streptophyta; Magnoliopsida; Ericales; Ericaceae
Product: beta-glucosidase 18-like
Exons: 12
Coding region: 146-1786 (546 amino acids)
Biological process (GO): carbohydrate metabolic process
Molecular function (GO): beta-glucosidase activity
Source: RefSeq, a predicted model, not a curated record
CGCAUAGACCCCCGAGUGGAGUAUGUUCGGGUAUGGAGAGAAGCCGAUCCCAUUACUCAUACCUUUCGCUGGCUUGUUGAGCAUCAUACUUGGCACUUCUCAACUAAAGUAACAAAUCUUUCUAUGAUCCAAGAAAAAUAAAGAGAUGGAAACCAAAAUGAAACUAAACAUUAUCCAUUCCCAUCUCUGCUUUCUUCUGAUUCUCUUUUCCUCUGUUCCUUCUUUUGUUGUGAGCUUCAAUGAAAAACUGGAGGGAGAAGACACUGAAAGAUCCGGAUUCCCUGAUGAUUUCUUCUUUGGAACAUCCACUUAUUCGUAUCAAAUUGAAGGAGCAUAUCAUCAAGAUGGCAAGAGUCUCAGCAACUGGGAUGUUUUCACUCAUACCCAAGGGGGCCAAACGAAGGGAGCGAACGGGGAUGUGGCCAACAACCAUUACCAUCGCUACCUGGAAGACAUUGAGAUGAUGAAUUCUUUGGGGGUCAAUGCCUACAGAUUUUCAAUCUCUUGGACCAGAGUUCUACCUAGAGGAAGAUUUGGUGCCGUGAAUCCAAGAGGUGUAACGUUCUAUAACGAUAUCAUAGACAAUCUUUUGCUCCAAGGAAUUGAGCCAUUUGUGACAAUAAACCAUAAUGAUUUCCCACAAGAACUCGAGGAACGAUAUGGGUCUUGGCUCAGUCCUCUAAUGCAGGAAGAUUUUGUCCAUUUUGCUAAAACUUGUUUUGAAAGUUUUGGGGAUCGAGUGAGGUACUGGAUCACAAUCAACGAGCCAAACUUAUUUGCGGUACUCGCCUACAAGGAGGGCAUGUUUCCACCGUCCCACUGUUCCGAGCCUUAUGGGAAUUGUUCCAUUGGCAAUUCCAUCAAAGAGCCACUUAUUUCUAUGCACAACAUGUUAUUGGCACAUGCCAGGGCUGUCAAGCUCUAUCGCGAGCAUUUUCAGGGCGGAUCAAUUGGAAUUGUGGCAUAUGCAGAUAUGUAUGAACCAUUGACAGAUGAUGAUCUUGAUAGGGAAGCUGCAAGUAGGGUCUUGGCUUUCAAUCUGGCCUGGGUUUUUGAUCCCUUGUCAUUGGGAGAUUACCCUCCGGAAAUGCGGCGCUAUCACGGGAAUGAAUUACCAAGAUUCUCCGUGGAGGAAAGAAAUUACGUAAAAGGCAGCAUCGACUUCAUUGGCAUUAACCAUUACUCAACUCUUUAUGCCAAGGACUGCAUCCAUUCCAGUUGUAACUUUCAAGGGAAUGGUCAUGUGAUUGGAUUUUCCUACGUUACAGGGGAACGCGAUGGUGUUCCAAUAGGAGAACCGGCAGGGAUGGAUGGAAUGUACGUAGUUCCAAGGGGCAUGGAGAAGAUUAUCGAAUAUCUUAAGAAAAGAUACCAUAACAAACCUACAUUUGUGCUUGAAAAUGGGUAUGCUCAAAUAAGACAAGAUAUACAAGUCCAAGACUCACUGUUUGAUGUCAAGCGAGUCGAAUUUCACAAGGCAUACCUUGCUUCCUUGGCCAAAGCAAUCAGGAAUGGAGCCGAUGUGCGUGGCUACUUCAUAUGGACAUUGAUGGAUGACUUCGAAUGGCUAGACGGUUACAACGUUGGAUUCGGACUUUACUACGUCGAUCGAAAAUCGCUACAACGGAUACCAAAACUUUCUGCAAAGUGGUACAAGAAUUUUCUGACCAGCAAUAGCCUCAACGAUGAGGAAGCUAGUAGUUAUGAGUCCGAGGAGGAGUUCUACAUUCAGAAGCAGAGAAAGGUCAUAUUAUCAGGAGUAAAAACCAAACAAGCAGAAAUGUAGUACGAUUUCAAGAAUCUCUAUCGUUGCUUUUGUGAAAUUUGUUUAUGUCAAUAGUUUGUGUUCAUAACUCGGGUGUCCAAGCCAGCUUAUAUAUCAAUAGUUGAUUCCACGCUUAUAAACUUUUUUAUGCUUUUACAGGCUCGUCGCUGGUUUUGAGCGACCAACAAAAUUAGCCUAGUUGAUUUUAUUCGAUUACCCAUAGAAGCGAGUAGUAUGUAUACAUCUAAUGGAAAACAUUGAUUUUCCCAAUUUGUUAACGCUUCUAUCUACUUGUUUUUUCGAUUUUA